Pelobates fuscus (common spadefoot toad) is the source of this 3281-nucleotide messenger RNA. RefSeq names its product protein spinster homolog 1-like. Gene Ontology annotation, cellular component: membrane. The record is from RefSeq and is a predicted model, not a curated record. The transcript is spliced from 14 exons. The coding region runs from base 225 to 1796 and encodes 523 amino acids. Gene Ontology annotation, molecular function: transmembrane transporter activity. Gene Ontology annotation, biological process: transmembrane transport. NCBI's taxonomy places the organism in Eukaryota, Metazoa, Chordata, Amphibia, Anura, Pelobatidae.
GUCACAUGACCCGAGCAAAGCAAGAUGGCGGCGGAUAAACCGGAAGUGUGAGAUUUACCAGGAAUGAGACCGGAUUAAACGCUCAGUUAACCCUUUAUGAACCAGCAAUAAAGAGACUGAUAAACAUGAGAGUGUGCUACUAAGACAUCGCAGAAAAGAAGGGGAGGCACUCAGCCAUUCAUCAGUUGUUUUCUUGGCGGACGUAACUUCAGAAGCCAUUUAUAAUGGCGUCCCGACGAAGUCUGGACUCUGCCCCCUUCCUCACACAGGCGGAUAACACCGAGGAGGAGCAAGACCGAGAUCCAGAAAGCCAGGUGUCUGAUGAGGAAGAUGAAGAUGAGAUUAAAGAUGUCCUGCUUGUGACUGGGAUCUCUUAUAAACGCUCUGUCGUCAUUGUCAUGGUCCUCGUUUAUAUAAAUCUUUUAAAUUAUAUGGAUCGUUUCACUGUUGCAGGUGUUCUCCCUGAUAUCGCAAAUGAUUUUAAGAUCAAGGACAGUGACUCUGGAUUGGUUCAGACAGUGUUUAUUAGUAGUUAUAUGGUGCUGGCUCCUGUCUUUGGGUACCUGGGUGAUCGGUACAAUAGAAAAUACAUAAUGUGUGGAGGCAUCACCUUCUGGUCACUCAUCACCCUCUCCAGCUCGUUCAUCCCUAAGGAGCACUUCUGGCUCCUUCUGCUCACACGGGGUCUUGUGGGAGUUGGGGAAGCGAGUUACUCCACCAUUGCUCCUACGCUGAUUGCUGACCUCUUCCUUGCCGAUCAGCGUAGCCGCAUGCUGUCUUUCUUCUAUCUAGCUACACCUGUUGGCUGUGGACUUGGAUAUAUUGUUGGAUCAAAGGUGACGAGUGUGGCUGGUGGAAACUGGCACUGGGCAUUACGAGUUACUCCAGGACUGGGUUUCAUAGCCAUUUUACUGCUGCUGUUCAUAGUCAAAGAACCUCCCAGAGGAGCUGUGGAACGGAAGACAGACAAACCCCUCGUCUACACUUCCUGGACAUCUGAUGUUAAAGCUUUGCUAAAGAAUCCUAGUUUUGUCCUGUCAACCUUUGGAUUUACCACUGUAGCAUUUGUAACAGGAGCCCUGGCCCUUUGGGCUCCAACCUUCUUGAUGCGGGCACGGAGGGUCUUGUACAGUCAUGAGCCAUGUCAAACCCCUAUUUGUGACUCUGAUGACAGUAUGAUUUUUGGAGGGAUCACAUGUGUGACUGGUCUUCUGGGGGUCGGGGCUGGUGUGGAGAUCAGCAGGCGUUACCGGAAAGUAAAUCCACGCUCUGACCCAUUGGUUUGCGCCAUGGGCCUCCUGUGCUCAUCCCCCUUCCUUUUCCUGUCUUUAGUGUUUGCAGAGGAUAGCCUUAUCGCUACUUACGUUUUUAUCUUUAUUGGGGAAACAUUGCUGUCCUUGAACUGGGCCCUUGUUGCUGACAUAUUACUGUACGUGGUGAUCCCCACAAGACGGUCUACGGCAGAGGCUUUGCAGAUAGUUGUCUCACACUUGCUGGGAGACGCCGGGAGCCCAUACUUAAUUGGAGUGAUUUCCGAUAGAGUCCGUAAAGGAAAGCCUGAUUCUUACCUGUUGCAGUUCCACAGCCUUGGCUAUGCUCUGAUGCUUUGCUCAUUUGUGGGAGCCAUCGGAGGUGGCUUUUUCCUUGCGACAGCACUCUUCAUACAGAAGGAUCGCAAGAAGGCAGAACUGUACUCCCAAGGUCUUUUGGAAGUGGAGGAGAGUGCCGACGAUAGAAUUGUCGUCCCGAAACGAGGACGAUCAACCAAGGUACCAGUCUCCAGUGUGCUUAUUUGAGAAGCUCCAGUUCCUGUGCAACAUUUUGGCUUCAGUAUUGACCAUCGUUCUGGAUGGGGAACAAGCAUAACUGAUUGUAGCAAUGCUAUUUGUUGGCCUCUCUUAUGAACAGCAUGGACACCUGGGAUGAUGGCUUCAGCACCUGUCUCCCUGUCUACGAGGAGAUGGCUCACUGUGGAUUAUGUUAUCUUGUUUUGGAUUUUCCAAUCCAUCAUCGUAGGACAAUCUUGUACUCUUAAUUAAAAAGAGUCUCCAGUCUAAAGGGAUCAUACUAAGUUGUUGUUCUACUCGCACGCCCAAUGAUUACAUUUUUUUUUUUUUUUUUACGAGCUGCUGUUUCUAUAAUUUUUCUUUUUAUGACAAAGGAUGUGAUGCCUUGGACUACUGCAAAGGCCUGUUCUGUUAUAGAGAACCAUGGGUGGUUUACUCUGAAAAUGAAUAUUGGAUUAUAGUUUUAACACACAUCACAACAAUUUAAAACGUAACUUUACCACAUGCUGAUCUAAUAGAUAAUUCCCAAGUGUAUAAUAGAUGGUAAUAAUUACAAUAUAUUCCUGUGAACAAUAUAUUCCAUCUUGUAAAUGUCUGGUCACAGAUUUUGCUAUCCUUACCUCCAAGCCAUCAUUGUGUGACAAAUGGUAAAGAUAAAUACCUUGCCCAGAGUUUGCAAAGUAUGCAUCUAUCGUAGCAAGCAGAGAUCUAGUUUAACAUAUGAGGGGUUUCAUUAGUCCUCAUGUAAUGAGGCUGCUGGUUAACAGCUCCAACAGAAAACUUGGACCUGAAUUGCCAGUCUCCUAUCUUUUUUCUGUUCCUCACCAACAAACUUCCUCUAUUAUUAUAAUAUAAAAUAAUUUUCUGCUUCUCUCUCAAGGUCCAAUAUUGCUAUAUUAAAAUUGUGUUAUUAGUCCAUGUGACACUCAAAUGGUUCUAGUGGUGUUAAAUCCUGACAAAGGAAUGACACAGCUCUCUGAAUUUCACAGUUCUAGAGACAGAACAUUACUGAUCUCAAGCAAAAUAACAAUACAGUAUAAGAUCAUGCGUAUCCCAUAGUACACUACUGGCAUUUUAAAAUGGGAUUUUUUUUUUAAAGGGAAUUAUUUUACAAAAUUGUAGUAGUGCUUUUAGUUUAGUACUCUUUCAUUUAAAUAAAUUUGUGUUAAUUUGGAAGUCUCCCCAAUGGAUUUUAGGAAAUGUAUUACAUUUUUAAUUUGGCAAUGCCAGUAACAUUUCAUUCAGGGAAAAAUAAAACAAUGAACACAAAUUAGCCAGGCUACUUGAGACCUUUUGCCAUGGGAAGAGUUUGUAACUUCUAGUUUGAAUUUGGUAGCACAUCCUACCCUGGAUCCAGUGAUCAGAAUGCCCUAUUAUUUGGGAGGGUAACAGUAUUCUGUAACAGUGCUCAGUGAUCUGAGAAUUGUAUUGACUUGAAUUCCUACUAUUUAUAAUUAACACUUGUUUUCAAUAAUAUAUCUAACAAAGCCCUGU